Molecule: messenger RNA, 405 nt
Organism: Knipowitschia caucasica
Lineage: Eukaryota; Metazoa; Chordata; Actinopteri; Gobiiformes; Gobiidae
Source: the annotation of a GenBank genome assembly
AUGCGUGGGAGAGGAGGGGACUGGGCUUUGACCACUAUUUUAAUGCGGAUUCGGAAAUUCCGCCUCCUUUUCAAACUGCCCCCCUUCGCUGUGAUUGGCCGCUCUCUACCACGUGACCAACGGCCGCGGGAAGCCCACAGCCACGCGCGUGAGCUCCACUUCAUCCUCCAGCGCGACACAACAUCGAAACUUUACCCCAAACAAGAGCGGCUUUCCCCGCUGAUACGGACCAGCGCGAACCGAGGAAAGCACCACUCAACCUGGAUCUAUCCCAGCAGGUUCUCCACACUGCUCCCUCGGGCUCUGAACUCUUUCUGUCCCAGAAGAGACGUAUUUUCCCCGGGUUUGACGAGCGGAGACGGGCCACUGUCUCAGAUGGGCGUGUAUUUUCUACAGUUUUGCUGA